ACGCAAAAUGACUUCAUAUCAGAGUAUCUCGCUCACCGAGAUGCGUAUCUAGAUGUCAUCUUGGACUCAGAGAAAUUUGCCACCACAGGCAUCUGUGAGACUUGCCAAUGCGAAGAUAGUUCCUUCCGUUGCACAACUUGCACUGGCGACCACAGCUGGUGUCGCCCUUGCCUCCUCGAAUCACAUCAGUCAUUGCCUUUCCACAAAAUCCAAUUUUGGAAUGGCAAGUGCUUUGAAGACGUCACUCUUUCUGCCCAAGGAUUUAUAUGGCACAUGGGCCAUGGUGGAAAGUCUUGCCCUUGCUACGGAGUUGGACAAAGUCACCUUGAUCAAGAUUCUUCUGUGAUUAUUGUACAUUCUUCUGGGGUGUUCACACACAAUGUGUUGUGGUGUCGGUGUCCAGGAUCACAUCACGAACAUCACCUGCAGCUGCUCCAAGCAGGACUAUUUCCCGCCAGUAUCACACGCCCUAGGACUGCGUUCACCUUCGAAGUACUGGAUCAUUAUCUCAUUGAUGCCUUGGAAUGCAAGACUUCGGCAAUGAGCUUCUUUGAGAAAAUCCGACGGCUGACAAAUAAUGCUUUUCCGGAUGCUGUCCCGGAUCGAUAUCAUGAACUCAUGAGAGUGUCUCGACUCUGGCGCGACUUGAAGAACCGUAAAUGGUUUGGAUUUGGCCAUGACAUGGAAGCACCCCCUAGUGCAGGAGAUCUUGCUCUAUUUUGCCCUUCUUGUCCGCAGCCAGGAAUCAAUAUGCCUCUUAUUUGGGAGCAGAAGUGGCUUGUUAUGAGAAGAUUUGUGGUAGAUGGAAACUUUACCGCUCAGCACAUGAACAUGCGACAGCCUCAGCUUGACGUCUUCCUCUCAGAUGGUUUAGGUUAUAUGGUAACAGACGGAGAUUACCAAGCUCACUUGGCUUCAGCUAUGGAGAGUAAAGAGCGAUCCUCGUGUAGCAACCAUCGGGCCGUCAAUGCAGCAAACACAAACAGAAGCAACCUCCGAGCUACAGGGGUCGGUGCCACUGCUUGUGCUCGGCAUGGAUGUUUUGUUCCCCACUGCAUAGUGGACUUUCAGAAGGGUGAACGGCAAGUUUUCUUUCAUUUACUCAAUCUAGAUUAUUCCAUUUGCAAUGCCAUUAAGCAUGCUGCUGGCAACAUUGACAACUCCCUGAUCAUCUAUGAUGUGGGGUGCCAGUGGAGCCUUAACUUCACUCAACGUGUUGACAACUGCCCUGGCUUGGCACUCCCAGACAACACCGAGAUUGUGGCCACAGUGGGGAAAUUUCACUUGAGCGCUCAUAAACUUGCCUGUUUUGCUAGAUACAGCUUAAACUUCAUUCAAGGAGCUGGGCAAGUUGACGGGGAAAUUCUGGAGACACUUUGGGCUCCCUUUAACAAGAUAUCUCCCACAGCACGUUCUAUGAGCCAAGCACACCGUCAAGAAAUUCUUGAUGAUCAUAUGCGUAACUCAAAUUGGAAAAAACUUGUCAGAAUAGGUAAAAAGUACAAACGGGCCAACAAGGGCAUUGAAGACACUAGGGUGCCAUUUGAAGAGCUUACAGGAUCUUUGGAUGUCAUCAAAGUGAGGGCGUGGGAAAAAGACGAGGAGAAGGCAAAGGAAGAACGUGGAGAACAUCUCAACAUUUACCAGCUAAAGAUAGAUAAAGCACCAACAAUGGCAGAAAUACGGCUAAAAUUAACUGAAUCAGAAUAUGCUGAUACAGGGAGGUUGGGAUCAAUUUCUUGGCUCAUUGACGGCAUCAAUAUAGAGGAUUCACAGGAUGCACUCAGGGUAGCUAUUCGGCAGCUUCCCAAAGAUGCGUCUGCAGUUCAAAGGGCUGCAGUUCAAGUGAAACGACAAAAACUGGCUGCACGUAUUUCGAAAUUUCAUGAAAUUGCUGAUGCUAUGACAGAGGGCAUCGAAGUCCAUGCAGGUACUGAGCACAUGGAUGACAUCAGAUUUUGCACUACAGAUGUGGUGGAGGAAGUGCGGGAGGCUGCAGAUAUUGAAGACGUGUUGGAAGAGAUUGAUGAGGAAGUUCCUGCAGAAGCCAUGGGCAUUUGGAUGCCAUCUUCAGUGCUCCGAAAUGAGGCUUUAGCCCUGGGCUUGCACACUCUGCAAGCUGAAGAACUGGAGUUACGAAAGGGUCAAGCAAAUGAUUGCUUGGAAAAGUUACGGCAGGCUCUCGGUCAUAAAGCGAUAAUUUACCGUCAACAUUUCCGAAGUGCAGAUUCCACAUGGACAGGAACCAGGUCAAAGCAGGAGGCUCUACGAUGUCGUAUCAAAAUAGAGAAGUGUGUCCGAAGGUAUCAAAGGGCAAGGGGUUCGAUGCAGAGACUAGGGGCUGAUGAAGAUACUCUGAGGACGAUUUAUCAAGACAUUCAGCCACACCAGCUCAGUGUGGACAAGGAAGUGACGGAAGAGAACAGAUAUGGGCAGGGAUCAGACAGACUGGCUUGGUUUUGGAGAGUCAACAACGGUCAUGAUUCGCAGGAAGAUGUGUGGAUGGAUGAAUUCUACAGGGUAAAUUGGUUGAAAGCUAAGGCUAGAUGGCAAAGGUGGGAGGAGGAGUUGAGAUUGGUCCAACACGAAAUGGGUUGGACAGUGAGUUGGUUUAAAUACAGGAUGGAAGAAUGGGACCAAAGAUACCGACAAGCUACAAAGCCUGGUCAUCAAGCUUAUGCACAUCGACAGGUGCUCUUGUGGGGAAGAUUUGCAUUGGAUGCUGAAAAUUCAUUCAAAGACAAGAUGAUUGUAGUCGUUUAA
This is a messenger RNA of Suillus paluster, 2763 nucleotides long. RefSeq lists its product as uncharacterized. The transcript has 9 exons. NCBI's taxonomy places the organism in Eukaryota, Fungi, Basidiomycota, Agaricomycetes, Boletales, Suillaceae. The annotation marks the transcript as partial. The record is from RefSeq and is a predicted model, not a curated record.